AUGCAGCUUCUGUCAUCAACGGACACCGUGGCACCUGAUACUGAAGAGACUAGACGUGCUCUAAAGUCUAAACAUCACACCACACCCAACAACAAACAGCAAAGUCCCUCCAAAGAAAGCUCAAGCUUGUGCGUUACAUCUCAACAAGUACUGGUUUGUUUAAAAACUUUCCCAAAGGGAACAUCAGGUGGCAGUGACGGCCUUACGCCGGAGCAUCUCAAAGACCUCACAUCUUCAAAAACAGAUUCGAUUGAUCUCAUCAACUCAAUCACUGCAUUUAUCAACAUGAUCUUAAAUGGUGAUUGCCCACCUGAUGUGGCCCCAUACUUUUUUGGCGGAAGGCUGGGGACGCUGCCUAUAUGUGUUGGUGGCCUGGGUUUGGGUUCCGCGGCUGAGCUGGCACCUUCUGCCUUUUUGGCUUCUGCUGCUGCCACGGUGGCCCUCCAGGAUCUGAUGUUGCCGAGGGAUGGGAUUUAUGUCGAUAACUUCAGAAUGCAAGUAUACGACAUGUGGCGCGCCACCAACGGAGAUGUGGCUGGUAUCCCGGUUAUAAAAGAACCCAUGGGUUUGAUAGAGGAAGGAGCCUUUAGGCCUGAUGGUUACACUAUCACCCCAUGGGCUCAGGGACGGUCCCUGGCUUGGGACGUUACCUUACCCCACACCAUGGCUGACCGAUAUAUCGGCUACACUUCAGUUGAGGCGGGCACUGCUGCCCUUAAAGCGUCCGAUUUCAAAAAUGAAAAAUACGUUUCAUUAAACAAUUUAAGCAAAAUAUUUCAACCCAUUUGCAUUGAAACGUUCGGACCAACAGAUAAGCACACAUCAUUAUUUAUUAACGAAUUAACAAGAAAAAUAGUUAAUAUAACGGGUGAUCCUAACGAAGGCAAUUAUUUAAAACAAACUCUUUCACUUUUAUUACAAAAAUUUAAUUCCUUUUGCAUUCUGGAUGGAGCUGCUAGAUACCUGACAUUCUUAAGAUCCGGUUUUGUGGAGGUCGAUGGUCGCCAAUGUCCUGAAAGGAUAAGGCACGAGAAAGAAGAAGGAGGUGGUGGUCUUAACAAUGAUGUAGAGAUAGUAUAG
Helobdella robusta is the source of this 1080-nucleotide messenger RNA. RefSeq lists its product as hypothetical. The record is from RefSeq and is a predicted model, not a curated record. Lineage: Eukaryota; Metazoa; Annelida; Clitellata; Rhynchobdellida; Glossiphoniidae. The coding region runs from base 1 to 1080 and encodes 359 amino acids. The transcript has 4 exons.